This is a messenger RNA of Lethenteron reissneri (Far Eastern brook lamprey), 860 nucleotides long. RefSeq lists its product as uncharacterized. The record is from RefSeq and is a predicted model, not a curated record. Lineage: Eukaryota; Metazoa; Chordata; Hyperoartia; Petromyzontiformes; Petromyzontidae.
CCAUCUGCAUCAAAUCACCGCAAGUCCGGGUCACCUCCCUGCUCAGCUCUCCCAACAGCUGCUUUGGGUGGGGCUGCUCCAUACACAGAGACAAAGGGGGCAGAAGAGACUCAAGCUCGAGACCAGGAAGAGGAGCUGGGACAGAGCGAGCGAGGGAGCCACGCAGGCCAGCGUGGGGGUGUUCAACAUGGGGCUCACGCCUGGGGGGUGCUCGUGCCGCUGCUGCUCACCAAUGGCUUCAGCGUGGAGGCGCUGUUGGGCCGCACGCGUGGCGAGGCCGAGCAGCUGGCGGCCAAGGUGCGCGUCCCCUUCUCCAGCAGCAGCUGCAUGGGCGGCGUGCCGCUCCACCAGCUCGGGGACCUCAUGCGCAUCUUCAACCCGCCAGAGCUCAGCUGUCGGAUCGCGGUCAAGGCCCUGGGAUCAGCUCCCACUCGAGAGUGGUCCUCCCCUGGCUGCUGUUUGUGCUGCAACUGUUUAGGACCGGUAGAGCGGACUGCUUCUGGUCUCCCACCCAGUAACUCUGCUGUCUCUUUACCCCAUUGUCACCCAACCCAGCAAACUCACCAACACUGUUACCUCAUCCAUCAGACACAAACCCCCAUACUUUCUCAAACAAUGGCAUCUCCAAUCUUAUGUUAAUUCUGUUCCUGCAGUCUUCCACAAUUCAUGAUAUUUGUUUCAUAGGUAUCCACCUGUUACUCGUAGCUUAAACAUUAAUCACAGACAUGCAAAAAUAUCUACAUGCUAGUAACGCCAUUUAGCACAGCACUAUAGUAUAAAAUACAUUAAAAAACAAUACAUGUUUAUAUUGUUGAUUAGUUUGCGUGUUGAAACCAAUCCUGGUCGCAUUACUGCCUCAC